Messenger RNA from Phytophthora sojae, 452 nucleotides. RefSeq lists its product as hypothetical. Bases 17 to 334 code for a protein of 105 amino acids. NCBI's taxonomy places the organism in Eukaryota, Oomycota, Peronosporomycetes, Peronosporales, Peronosporaceae. The transcript is spliced from 2 exons. The record is from RefSeq and is a predicted model, not a curated record.
UCAAGCCACAUCCAAGAUGGUCUACACGCUCGUUGUCCAAUUCCGCGCUAAGGAAGGCAAGGACGUCGAAGAGAAAAUCCGCAACAAGCUCAUCGAGGCCUCGCAGACGUACGUGAAGGAUGCCGAGGUCGUCGGCUGGUACGUCAUGCAGGACCACGUCGACACACGCAAGUGGGCCAUUAUCGAGCGCUACGAGCGCGAAAGUAGCCUCAAAAUCCACCAGGCGAACCCGUACUACGCUGAGUUCUUCACCUACAUGGAACCGCUUACGGAGAAGACGGAUCUCUUCCAGUUCAAUGAGCUGGACACGAGCGAACCAGUGCACGUGGAGUAAACGGCUGCAAGAUAGGAGGGAGAAGGGAGACACCGUCACUUAGUUCCGAGAAGUCUGUCUCGAGUGAGCACUGCACGGAGCAACAAACUCAAUAACACUUUCGUUUCCCACUACUAGC